AUGAGGUUCUCUUCUCCCUCCCUCGCUCUCGUCGUCGCCCUCCCCGCCCUCGUCGCCGCGCACCAUGAGCACAUCGUCGGUAGGCACCCUGGCCAUCCCAUUGAGGCCCGCCAAGCCACUACGCCAAGUCCGUCGUCAUCAGGUUCGGUUGUGGGGACAGGCACGACUGCCGCGCCGACUCCUUCGACCACCAUCUCCGUCUCUUUAGCGUCUACGAACCCGACCGCUGUGCCUUUGACCGCGAUCGUGUCGAAUCAACCGAGCUCUGCGACGAAGCCGUUGGACUCGACAGCAGUGCCAGGGAGCACCCCCACCUUCAUUUCCGGCGCACCGCCGCUGCCUAAUCCCGCGACGUUAGCCCCUGCAUCCUACCCCACUCUCGAUCGUCUUCCGCCCAUCGAUUCGCCAGAGGUCCAGGAAUGGAUCCAAGAGGUGAAGAACACUGGUAUUGUCAUCCCCGACCUUGAACCAACUGUUGCUGGAGGAUGUCCCGCCAAUGCAGCGUUCGCAGCUGACCAGUCGCGUUGCUGGUGGACUUGCGGAGGAUGUGUCCGCGAUACUGAUAUUACGGACUGCCCGACUGCUAUGGACUGGGGUUUGACCUACGAUGACGGCCCGUCGUUCUACACGUCCAAUUUGCUCAGCUACUUGGACGAACAGAACCUCAAGUCGACCUUCUUCGUCGUCGGUUCUCGUGUCAUCUCGUUCCCAGCUAUCCUCCAAACGCAGUACAUGGGACAGCAUCAGAUUGCCGUGCAUACUUGGAGUCAUCCCUCUUUGACCACUUUAACUAACGAGGAGAUCAUUGCUGAGCUCGGAUGGUCGAGGAAGGUUAUCAAGGACGUUCUUGGUGUGACCCCGAACAUGAUGCGACCACCCUAUGGCGACAUCGACGACCGGGUUCGGGCCAUUUCCCUUGCCAUGGGCCUUAUUCCCGUGAUGUGGACGCGCAUCAGCCCUCUCGCUACCUUUGAUACCGAUGAUUUCAACAUCCAUGGCGGGUCUACGACUGUCGAACAAGUUCUUCUGAACUGGAAGAACAUCUUGGGCAAUGUUUCGACCUUGGACCAUGGAUUCAUCGUUCUGGAGCAUGAUCUCUUCGAGCAAACUGUCGAAGUAGCCACCGGCUACAUCCUUCCUGAUGCUCUUGCGCACAACCCGCCUUUCAAGAUCCAGCCCGUCGUUUCAUGCCUGAACAAGGGACUGUCAGAAGCGUACAUCGAGACCAACAAUAAUUCGACCAAUCCACCAGCUCUUGCUGCUGCUAUCUCUGCCGGAGUCGUGACCACGACCUCUGUUUCGCCCAGUUCCACUGGUUCGGGUGGAACUGGCAACGCUGGCACCGGCGGCGCUUUGGGACUCGCCUCUCCCUCUCUUGCAUUCAUGAUCUCUUUGGUCGGGCUCGUCGUUGGCGCGUACGCCGUAUGA
This is a messenger RNA of Cyclocybe aegerita, 1428 nucleotides long. Lineage: Eukaryota; Fungi; Basidiomycota; Agaricomycetes; Agaricales; Hemipholiotaceae. The record is from the annotation of a GenBank genome assembly.